AUGACCGCCCUGGAAAAAAUGCAGAACAACUGCCGGUUGUGUCUGGAUCCGAACGUAAACAGUGGCCCAUCUUCGUCGGCAUUCCCGUUCGUUCCGAUCAAGGCGAGUCCCCUGCACGAUAAGCUGACCAGUGUGUUCAACUUCACUUUGGACGAAGUGGACCAGCUACCGAAAAAUGUAUGCCACCAGUGUUGCACGACCGUCGGAGACUUCCACCAGUAUUCAGAAAAGGUACGACAAAAUCAGUCCUACUUGCGGAUGCUGGUGGAGGAAGGCGACGAAAUGAAGCACGACCCGGACGAGUGGGCAUCUGGUGAGAGCAAAGGUGAACUGAUUCCCCCGGAGCUGGUUAAGGUCGAGCCGGGACUGGAGAACGAUGACGAUGGAGGAGGUUGGGAAGAUGGAGGAAAUAAUCUGGAUGAGGAUGAAGAAGAAGAAGAGGAGGAGGAGGAGGAGGAUGAUGGUGGAGGUGGUCGCGAAAGUGGAGACGACGAUAGCGAUGAAGAUGACGAUUGGAAACCGGGAGAACGGUCCGAUAACGAUGAAGACAAGCCAUUGAGUGAUCUGGUUCAGAGGACAAAGCGGAAAUAUACCCGGAGAUCUCCACAGAAAACGAAGAAGGUGAGGAAAGAAGGCGGCCACGAUCCUUCAAAGGAGUAUAGGAACAAACCAAAGGAGGAGAUCGAAAAGGAAGAUCGGAAAAUCCUAGAAUAUUUCAAAUUUAUUUGCGAACUGUGCCAGGCAGCGACUGAAACGUUUAUUGAGCUGAGAAAGCAUUUCCGGGAUCAGCACGGUCAGAGGGGCUAUCACCGUUGUUGCAAUAAGAAGCUGUUCAAGCGAUGUCACUUGUUAGAACAUAUCCAGGUUCAUCUGAAUCCGAAUCUCUACGGCUGUGAUCUGUGUUCGAAGAGCUUCAGUUCGAAAGAGUACCUCCAGCUUCAUAAGAUGCAAUCGCACGCCACGAAAGUGGAGCGACCGUUCAAAUGCGACAAAUGUCCGAAGAGUUUCAUCCAAAAGGGACAACUCUCGUCGCACAUGGGUCGUCAUCAGCUGUAUCAAUGCACCAAAUGCGAUAAAGUUCUCGCGGGGAAGGGGUCACUGAGUGCCCACAUGGUCAAUAUGCACAGCGACGAGGGCCGGCACAUUUGCGAUACCUGUGGGCGGGAGUUCAAGACGAAACCCUGCUUCGACAAGCACGUCCGGAAGCACAUGGGCCUACAGGAGGACACCAGCAUCGAGUGCCAUGUGUGCCAUAUGGUGCUGCACAACAAGGCCACCCUCAAGAAGCACAUGAUCGCCAAGCACACCCAGACGGACGAGGUGUUCAUUUGCAACACGUGCGGCAAGCAAGCGCCGAACAAGUUCGCCCUGGAAUCUCACAAGCGGAAGGUGCACUGCGAGGAAAAGUACCGGUGCGAAUUUUGCGACAAACGGUUCAAGAAUCCGGUCACGCUGCGGGAGCACCGGGCGUCGCAUACCGGGGAGAUUCUCUACACGUGUCCGUUCUGUGCGACGACGUUCAACUCGAAGGCGAACAUGUACGCCCACCGGAAGAAGGUGCAUCCGUACGAGUGGGCGCAGGAGAAGAUGAGCAAAGGUCAGCCCCAGCUGCAGUCCCAGCAGCAGCAGCUGGAACAGGAACCAGAACAACAGCAACAGCAUCAAUAGUGAUCGUGGAGAUAAG
This is a messenger RNA of Ochlerotatus camptorhynchus, 1684 nucleotides long. RefSeq names its product transcription factor grauzone-like. The record is from RefSeq and is a predicted model, not a curated record. The coding region runs from base 1 to 1668 and encodes 555 amino acids. NCBI's taxonomy places the organism in Eukaryota, Metazoa, Arthropoda, Insecta, Diptera, Culicidae. Gene Ontology annotation, molecular function: zinc ion binding; DNA-binding transcription factor activity. The transcript is spliced from 2 exons. Gene Ontology annotation, cellular component: nucleus.